Messenger RNA from Dibothriocephalus latus, 426 nucleotides. The record is from the annotation of a GenBank genome assembly. Lineage: Eukaryota; Metazoa; Platyhelminthes; Cestoda; Diphyllobothriidea; Diphyllobothriidae.
AUGAAGUUUGAUGACAAAGAAAGCGGACAUCACGAAGGAGAAUCAGUGUUGGCAGACCAGCUCAAGCAAACAGUACGCGUUUACUGUUUUAUACUUACGACACCUGACGCGAAAGAUAAAAAGGCCGUGCAUGUCAAGGCUACCUGGGCGCAACGUUUCAAUGGGUUUGAAUUUAUAAGCAGCGAAAAUGACCCAUCCCUUCCAGCCCUGAAGGCUGUAGAAAAGGAAAGCCGGAGUGUUCUUUGGCAGAAGACGAUUUUUGGCAUGAAGAACGCCUACAGGAAACACUUCGAGAAUUUCGACUUCUUCAUGAAAGCCGACGACGACACCUACGUCAUUGUUGAGAACCUUCGUCUCUUGCUAUCCAAACUGAACCCACAGGACCCAAUUAUACUGGGCCGUCACUUUAAGGUCAGUCGUCUUUAA